GACUGGAGGGCUCAGGGUUCUGUCCUACAAAAUGCUCCACUUGGCUCUGGAUGCUGGACUAGAGUGAAAGGCGGUCCAGGACGCCUAUGUCUUUCAACAUGGAUACGCCUAUUUAGAAACCUAUAGAAGCACAUACACUCUUCUUCUUCUUCUUCUUUUUGUGUGUGUGGAAGAUGCAACUAACAGCUUAAGAAAAAGAACGACCUGCAGGGGCCAACUUUUCCAAGGACCAGGCCCCUUUCUACCUGUGGCUUCCUUUGGAAGAGGCCUGGGGAGCAGAGAGCCACUCUGGAUGGAGCUUCAGCUUUAGGAUGGAUGGAUGUUGGGUGACCCCUGCUGGCUCAACCUUCUUUUGGUGGAAAGCACUGGAGGGGAAGGAAUGUGUGUGUUUGGGUACAGAAGUGUCCCUAAAGAGGAGAAGCGUCUCCCUCUAGGUUGACUUGGUGUUGCUGCUGUGAAGAAGGAGCCAGUGGGGGGGGGUGCUCUGAGUCUCCCCUUCCCUUGAGGCCUGCCUUUGCCCUGCUGCCAGCACCCUGGUCUCUCCAGUCAGUGGCCAAAGCGCCCCAGAGCUUCCCGCCUCUUCUGCAUCUUCUUCACCUGCAGCAGUUCCUCCUUUGACUCUUUGACAAACAGCCCUCUCGGGGCUCCUGGUCUGCAUCGGGUCGUCUCUCGCUCUCUCUUUGGCUGGACCUCCCCAGGCCCUUCUUCUCUGGACCUUCUUCAGCCUCUCUCUUCCUCCUCCGGGGCCAGAAUCGGGACACCUGCCCAGCUGCCAGGGGCCAUGAGGAAAGGCGGCGUGGAGAACCCGGCUUUCGAGCCCAGCAGCCCGGAGCCUGGCAGGGCUGCACCGUCGGCCCAGGCCGCCUCUUCCGAGCUGCGCUUCCAGGGGAUCACCGACUCGCCCAGCUUCGAGCCCGGAGAGGAGCUCUGCGGCUUCGGAGGCUACGCGCCCGCCGCCUUCCAGAUCUUCAACAACGCCAAGGGCUACCUGAUCUUUUACAGCCUCCUCUCCAUCUUCCAAGGCAUUGUGGUAAAUGGACUAAUAAAUGUGAGCAUUUCCACUAUUGAGAAGCGUUACGACUUGAAUAGUUCCCUCACUGGUGUAAUUUCUGCGGGCUAUGACAUUUCGUUCUGUGCUUUAUGCCUUUUUAUAUCCUUCUAUGGUGAAAGAGGGCACAAACCAAGAUGGCUUGCCAUGGCAUCUUUCCUCAUAGCAUUAGGAUCACUCGUAUUUUCCUUGCCACAUUUUACUAGUGGAAUAUACACAUAUGGAGACAAAAUUGAAGAUACUUGUCCUGUACCUCCAUUUGGAAUGCACAAUGGCACAUGUACUGGCCAAAGAAGAUCUAAACUCACCAACUACUUCUUUGUCUUUCUGCUGGGCCAGUUACUCUUGGGAGCAGGAGGAACUCCCCUUUACACAUUGGGAACAGCUUUCAUUGAUGACAGUGUUCCAAAACACCAAUCUUCAGUCUAUAUAGGCAUUGGUUACGCUAUGUCACUUCUGGGUCCUGCUAUUGGCUAUGUACUAGGAGGACAGUUGCUUAAUAUCUAUGUUGAUUUCAAUCGUCAAGUAAGCAUAGACAUCACUCCCACAGAUCCACGCUGGGUUGGAGCUUGGUGGAUAGCAUUUGUUGUCUGCAGCUUUGCUACUUGCCUUUUAGUAGCACCGUUUUCAUAUUUCCCAAAGCAUUUGCCAGGUACACAAAAAAUACGAGCUGAAAAGGUCUGUGAAGCACAUCUUGGUGAUAAAUCGAGUCUUGACUGUCCUGGGAGGAAUUUAAAAGGCUUUAUAUUGACUCUCUGGAUGCUGCUCAGGAACCCUGUGCUAAUGUGUCUUGUAAUAGCUGCUGCAUUAGAAGCUUUAGUUGCCACUGGUUUUGCAACCUUCUUGCCAAAAUUUAUUGAAAAUCAGUUUGGGUAUACCUCUAGUUAUUCUGCUACCUUAGGAGGGCUUGUAUUGGUCCCAGGAGCAGCAAUAGGUCAAGUAAUAAGUGGAACCUUGAUUUCCAAGCUCCAAAUGAAUUGCAAAACUAUAAUCAAGUUUAUUCUCAUGACUUGUUCAGUGGCACUUUUACUAAAUAUGGUGUUUGCGUUUGCUAAAUGUGGGAAUGAACCAUUUGCUGGUGUCUCUGAAACAUAUAAUGGGACAGGCACACUAUCAAACUUAGAUGCACCCUGCAAUGCCCACUGUAAGUGCAUGCCUUCAGCUUUUGAACCUGUCUGUGGGGCAGAUCAAAUUCAAUAUUUUUCUCCAUGUUAUGCAGGAUGUACCACUGUGAUUAAUCAAAAAGAUACAAAGGUCUAUAGCAACUGUUCCUGUAUUGGAAAUCCAACAGUUGUAAUUGAGAAUACCAUCCGUGGGGCUCUGUCUGGGAAAUGUAGAUCCAAGUGUACAGUCCUGCCUUGGUUUCUGAGCUUUUUCUUUUUAGCUGUUGUUUUUACUUUUAUGGCAGUUACACCAACAACUGUGGCCAUUCUCAGAUGUGUACCCGAAAGGAACCGGUCAUUUGCUAUGGGUGUUCACAUGCUGUUUCUACGAAUUGUUGGUACUAUACCUGGACCAAUUCUGUUUGGUGUUGCAAUAGACCAUACAUGUACACUUUGGUCUGUUGAUGAAUGUGACAUUAGAGGAUCGUGUUGGACCUAUAACAACAGCAAAAUGGCAUAUAUGUUAAUGGGUAUAAGUGCGGUUUCCAAAGCAAUUUCCAUAGUUUUUACGUUUAUAGCAUGCAUCUUAUAUAAACCACCAAGUUCACCUGAUUGUUCAGAAAACAAGGAUGAAACUGUGAUUUCUGUACAGCUUUAACAUAAUGAUUUUUUGAGAGAAAAGAAGGACCGACAUCAUAGCUUCUUAAUAACGUAUCCUUGUAUCUGAACUUACUGAAUAUGAACCAUGCCAUAGCACUGGAGCACUUCUUGAUUAGCCAUUUCACAUUUUAAAAAUAAACACAGUUUUCCAGGUAGUCAUGGGGAGCAAUUUUUUAUUCAAACCAAAUCUUGUGGUGGUACUACUACCACUACUACUUUUUACCAAAAAAUUCAAGUCAUUUUGAUCAAAUGAUCAAGGAUUAGCUGACUUACUUAAUUUGCUGUUACCUAUUUCAAGAACCCAGCAGCAAAUUUGUUCAUGACAGUUUCUGAAAGAGUAAGUGUGGUUUAAUGCUUAUAUACUGUAGCAUCCUAGUGACAAAAGGAUGUACCUAUUUUCAGACUUCAUUACAAUUUCAGUAUUAUGCCUUUAUGAUUACAUGAUUAUACAGAAAAGGUGUUGCUAUGUCUCCCACUCCCUUCACUGUAACUGCAUGGUGACUGUUUAGUAAAGCAUUAGGGUUAGUCACAAGAUUCACCAGUAUUUUACCAAGUAUUUCAGUCUGAAAACUGGAACUAAAUCAACAGCCUGCACAUUGUUAUAUGUUUUCACACUGAAUCUUUGAAACUUAGGGGCUUGACAGAUGGGCAGAAAGGGGUGGCUAGACGCCACCCCUUUCUGCCCCGAAAGCAGGCUGCAGCAAUCACACGCUGUGGCCUGCACACAGCAGAAAAAGAAGCUCCAAAAAAGGGUGCCAUUGGCAUGCUUAAAUGCCAUGAUGACACCCCUCCUGUGCCGUGACAUUUGGGUGUGGCACAUGGUGAACGUCAUCAUCGCUCGCCCCGUGUAAAUGCUGGUAUGCCAAGAUGGUGCCCGUGGUGCGGCUUGGGAGCGUGCGGAUGCUCUGCUAUCCCGAGCCCUACUUUUGGCCCCAGACUGUACUGGGCCUUAGAACUUAGGAAAAGUGCUUCUUAAAGACUGCAGCUGCUAGAAUCCCCCAGCUACCCUCGCCACUGGCAGUUUAAAUUUUUUUCCCCUAAAUUCUGAGUCAGCAUGUGGUGAAUGUAAAUGUUUAUGUAAAAAUUGUUACAAUUGUACCUGAUGUUAGUGGAUGUCUAAGAGUCCAGAAAUAGGUUUGAAUGUAGAUAGUCACCUGGUAAGUGUGACUGAUAGCCAUGAGUCUUGUCAGAGAAAGGAAAAAAUACUUAGGGGCUAAACAGACAGCCUCUAAGGGGUGGCUCCAUGCAGCUCCUUUUCAUGCCAUAGAAAGUGUGCCCUAGCUGCUGCCAUGGUGGUUUUUUGGCACUCCUUUGGUGCAGCACUUUUAAACACUGUGGUUGGGUGUGUGACAUGAUGCUGGUAUGGGGGUGGCCAGCAUGCAUACACCACGCCACCAUGCCAGCGUAUAACACCAAUCUGUAGAGGCUCUUAGGCUUUUACUGUCAUAAGAUUUUGCUAGAUUCAUGACACUUGAAAUUAUAUGUUUUCACCAUAUUCUGGGCAUUCCUGUGACAGUUACAUGUUCAGUGUUGGUUCCCCCCCUCCCCCAAACAUGUGUGGGGAUCUUGGCUUUUCCCAACUUUUCCUUUCUUACAUGUCUUCUCUUGAUUUCUAGAGAAAGAUAAGUAUGAGUUUUAUAGGCAAAUAUAUUUACAGGGUGUUUCAUUAUCCAGAGGUCAUGAAAGAUACUGCUGUUUGCAUCUGUGGAUCAAAAAGAAUGGUGUAGCUAUAAUACUACAUUCCUUCUCUUACAAAGGCACUCACAAGUGGUAUCUGAAAUCAUCAGCAGCAAAAGGGAAUUGCAAUGAUACCAAAAGAUAGAUAAAGAGAAAGCCUGUAAAAAAGUUAAGAUUUUUGCUACCUAAAGACAUAAUAUAUUGUACUGCUGCUUCACAGUUCUACAGUUUUUUAAUGUUUUGUCAUAACAUUUGCACACAAUUCAUAAAUGAACCCACAAUCUUUUCUUACAGUGUUAGUGAAAGCUACUGUAAUCAACAUUGCUGUAUGUGUCUUAAUAGUGGAAAGAAACUUGCAGGGCAACAAAAAAGUGUCCUUAAUGCCCUUGGGUUACUUCUGCAUUUUGAAUUCUUAAGAUCAAGUCUUAAGUUGUUGAUCAUUUUAGGAGAAUUAAAAUAUGUGGAUAACAAAAUGAUAUAAAUUUUUAAGCUUUUAAUCAUCUUGAACAUUGUGUUUACAUGAUAAGAACCUUCAUAAACCAAGUGCCUUCAAGGUUUAAACCACAUUUACAAAGUGGGUACUCAAAAGAGUGGAUCUGAAGGGUUUUCCCCUCCUUUUUCCAUAGUUGCCUACCUGCACCUCAAAUUGCUUGUUCAGCUCACUUUUAUGACUUAUUUCAUGUACUUUUUUUAAUGCCAGAAACCCACAAACACAGAUUUGAUCAUUUUAGAUUCAGUUAUGCUUUCCUCUUGCAGUUUUCCUCUAAUGUUUUCCUAUAGAGAACAAUGACUUUACAUUCUGGUCUGUAAAUGUGUGAAUACAUAUGGACUUAACCAAUAAAAGUAAUCAUUUGGGUGCACGGUUCUUGGCAAAACCUUUCAUUUUAUAUCCUGAAGAAUAUGUCAAAGAUGCUGGACUAAAUGCAAUGGAGGAAUUUAGGAACUCUCCUUUUCCAUGUGAUCCUCUGUACUACUUGAAAAUUUACCCAAGGGGGUAGCCUUUCAGAGCCAGUUUUGGCAACACAUGAUGAAUUAGAGAGAGGAAGAGGAAACACUCUUCUCCCAAUUCUAGUGGAAUUGGCUCUUCUGUCAGUGGAAGACCUGCUUUUAUAUCUGCUCAUGUUUUUUAAGUGUCAAGCAAUACUGUCUUCCAUUAUAAUAGAAGGCUGAGUCUUCUCAAGUUCUGUGUGACCAUUCCAGUUUUAUACAUUGAAAGCUACCAGUAUGUUGGUUUAGAUUGCUCCUCAGUGUCAGAUGGUUCCACUCUUUCUUGUGAAUGUAUUUUUUCAAAGAUACAAAUAUAUAGCUCUAUGCAAAUAUCCUAAAUGGACUACAUUCCUUUCAUGUCAAAAUGGCAUUGUGUAAUACUUUAGAUGGAAAAUAGUAUUUAUUUUAGAGAGUCACAAUAGAAUGUAAAAAAAAAUGUUCAAAC
Molecule: messenger RNA, 5920 nt
Organism: Sceloporus undulatus (fence lizard)
Lineage: Eukaryota; Metazoa; Chordata; Lepidosauria; Squamata; Phrynosomatidae
Gene: SLCO4C1
Product: solute carrier organic anion transporter family member 4C1
Exons: 13
Coding region: 782-2809 (675 amino acids)
Biological process (GO): transmembrane transport; sodium-independent organic anion transport
Cellular component (GO): membrane
Molecular function (GO): protein binding
Source: RefSeq, a predicted model, not a curated record